Peniophora sp. CBMAI 1063 is the source of this 843-nucleotide messenger RNA. Lineage: Eukaryota; Fungi; Basidiomycota; Agaricomycetes; Russulales; Peniophoraceae. The record is from the annotation of a GenBank genome assembly.
AUGGCUGAGUUCGAGCAGCCGUCUGAUCCUGACAACCCAGAGAAGCUUCAGGAUUGGCCGCCGACAGAGGACUUCGAGAAAGAGUUCCCUGAAAUAUACGAUCUCUUUGAAGAUUGUCUUGUAGCGCCCUGGGUUACAUCAAGGAGAGGACCGCUGAAUCUUGAAAUGAAUAUGCCGGUAGACGCAUGUCCGCCAGACACUGGCCCCAAGGCGUAUCUGGCGCACAGUGCAGCCGGCGGUACUACCACACGACUGCAUUGCGAUGUGACCGACGCAAUAAAUAUGAUGUUUCAUGCAGAAGAUGGUUCCAAAGGCGGUGCUCUUUGGAUCAUGAUAGAUCGUGACCAUAUGUCCGAGGCCGAGAGGCUACUGCGUAAAUGGAAGGAGGGCUUAUUCGAAGGCCAUCCCGUCCACUCGCAGCAGCUCAACCUUACGGAGAAGGAUGUUCAAGACCUAAGAGCAGCCGAAGUUAACGUCUGGACUUUCAAGCAGAAGCCAGGUGACGCUGUUUUCAUUCCUGCCGGAGUGGGGCAUCAAGUCACGAAUGAGACGGCAUGCAUCAAGAUAGCCGUCGACUUUGUAACUUCCAGCAAUGUCGAAUUCUCUCAACGCAUCAGUCAAGAGCUCCGAGAACAUCGCUUGACGACUGAUGAUAGGGUUUCCGAGGAUGUGCUUCAGCUGCAUGCAAUGUGCUGGUGGACGUAUAAGCGCUGCCAACUUGAAAAUCUUCUAUCUAAUGCACGCUCGGAUCCUGCAUCCGACCCCUGGAUAUCAAACUACUCUGCUGCCCCUGCUUAUGUCCCUGUCUCUCUAGACAGCGGCGGUGCGUACUCUGAAAUCUGA